GUGAACUUUGGAAAUACCUUUAUUUAUUAAGUAUUUUAAAUGGAUAAUAAUUUCUUUAUAACUACGAUGAUUGUAGAACUUUGUAAAUUAUUUAGAUAAAAUUUAUAACUGAGUUAUAAAGAUACAAAAAUGGAUGAUUUUGAGACAGAUGAAGAUUUUUCACCAAAUAAAAAAGGUUCCGAACCAAGCUCAGAUUCAAACAAUGAAUCUUCCUCUGAAAAUCUUCAUGAUUCUGUUCCUGAAAAUGACAAUUCUACCAAUAACCUAGAGGAACAAUUCGAUAAUGAAGACCGUGGUAAUCUAUCAGAGGAUGCUGAAUCUGACAGUAGUGAGGAGAUGAAGAACUUUUUUACAGCGACAAGGUCAGGGUUUAAAAAGGUCGCUGGAGAUGUGAAGAGAGUAACGAGACUUGACUUUGAAGAUUAUCACAGGAGGAGACAUUUGGAAUCCUUUGCAAAGUCAAUGGAUCAGUGGAGUGAGUUUGAAAAAAAGUUCGAGCUGAAAGAAGGAGUAACUCCCCAGGAUUUUACAUUCUCUAGGCUUAACUUUGAUAGAUAUCGAGAUACUCUUUUGAACAUAGAUGUGAAGGAGAUGACCCAGCUUGACAAAUUCCUGUUUGACCUAAUUGACAGCUACUACGAUGAUAUGCAAAACGAAGACUUGAAUGUAGUUAUGUCCAAACUUAGAAGAAAAUACAAACUCGCUCCUUCAAAACGUGAAAUUUUUGAAAGGCUCGAAUCACUACAGUGUUUAACUUUGGACCAGGAUAAUAGAGUUGAAGAUGAAGUGGAUAACCGUAAACCUGAACAUAAUAACGCAAAUGGUAAACAUGAAUCAGAUAAUCAAACUGUCACAUUAGAUUAUGAAGGAGACGAAACACCCUCGAAAAAGCUCAUGGUUGGGAGUAAACUUAAGCACCUAUUGAGGAAUAAAGCUAUAAGGUCCAAUUCAGGAGUCGUGGUAAUUACAGUGAUGACAAGUCCGGGAACGUUCAGCUGCUCCGAAAAUUGUUACUACUGUCCAAAUGAACCUGGUCAGCCAAGAAGUUAUCUUUCUACUGAGCCAGCAGUGCUUAGAGCAAACCAAAAUGAUUUUGAUGCAGUUAAGCAGUUUUAUGACAGAGCAAACACACUUUAUAAAAACGGACAUGUGGUGGAUAAAAUUGAAAUCAUAGUCCUUGGAGGCACAUGGAGUGGCUAUCCAAGGAGCUACCAGGAGGAGUUUAUCAGGGACUUAUUUUAUGCAGCCAAUGUAUAUCCCGAGAAUUUACAAAAGUGCAGAGAAAGAGGGACUAUAGACUACGAACAAACCUUAAAUGAGAACAGCAAGUGUAGAAUCAUAGGUUUAACACUUGAAACCAGGCCUGAUAGAAUAAAUCCUACGGAAAUAGAACUCCUGAGGAGGUUUGGAUGCACGAGAGUCCAAUUGGGAAUACAACAUACAAACGACUCGAUUUUGGAAUAUGUAAACAGAGGCCAUACAACACAAGAUUCAAUAAAAGCUAUUUACCUGUUGAAGGAAAACUGCUUUAAAGUUGAUAUUCAUAUCAUGCCCGACCUCCCUUCCAGUAACCCUCAGGAGGAUUUGGAGAUGUUUAAGUACAUCCUGUCAAGUAAGGACCUCCAAGUUGACCAGUGGAAGAUUUAUCCCUGCGAAGUCACUCCGUUUUCAGAAAUUGAAAAAUGGCACAAGGAGGGCAAGUAUAUCCCCUACUUUGAUGUUGACUCCAAUCUCCUAACUAACUUGAUAAUCAGAGUAAAAAGAGCUGUGCAUCCAUGGAUAAGAUUAAACAGGGUAAUAAGGGAUAUACCUAACCCGUCAAUAAUCGCAGGAACAAACUUAACUAACAUGAGGCAGUUGAUACAUAAUCAGAUGAAGAAGCUAGGCCUGGUGUGUAAUUGUAUACGAUGCAGGGAAGUUAAGGAAUCUAGUAUAGGGAUUCCAGUUUUAAUAGUUCGUGAGUACGAGACUAAGGGUGGGACUGAGUACUUUCUAAGCUACGAAAAUGAGUCUAGGAGUAUAAUAUACGGUUUCCUGAGACUUAGAAUAAGCAAUAACAGAACUUAUGAUAAGAAAAUCACUAAAUUCAAGUCUUUGAUAGGUUCAGGUCUCAUCAGAGAAUUACACGUCUACGGAAUUGUCGUGGCUCAUGGAGAAAAACUUGAUGUAAACGAGCCUUCACAGCACAGAGGCAUUGGGUCCAAUUUAAUUUUGGCCGCAGAAAUAAUCACAGCAUAUCGAGGUCUCUGGAAAAUGGCAAUUAUAGCUGGAAUUGGGACAAGAGAAUACUACAAGAAACAUGGAUAUGGUCUGGAGGAGACAUUCAUGACUAAGCAUCUAUCAUCUCAGGACAUCAGUGAGAGGUAUGAGAAUGCAAAAUUGAGGCAGAUUCAAGUUCCGGAAGACAUAACUGUAGAACUAAUCAAUCUUGAAAACGCAACCAAGGUGCUAAAUAUGUCUGUGCCGGCAAGUAGAGGGGAGUUGAUUGAUCCUGAACUCGAAGAAAAUAAAAAAUAUGACAUAAAUGUAAGCUACCUCCUGGAACUUGCAAAGUAUAACUCUGACUUCCCUAUAGACUACUCUAAAAUGGACAUGUUUGAGAAAUUUAUUUUAAACGGAAGAAUCCUUAAAGAUAAAGUCAAGAAUAUGAUAGUGGAACACCCCUUUGUAUUCCUGUCAGUGUCAUUCUGUGCAGCCACAGUGUAUUUUUCAAGGUCCAGGGCUGGAAGGAGAUGAUAGUGUCAAGUCCUUCUCCAAAUUUCCAAGCUGGUAUAGCAUUAAUUUUAUCAAAAAUGACAGUUUCUGCUUAUUCAGGCGAUUCUCACUUAUUAAGGUUUCUAGAUUGUCAUUAGUCACUGUAAUAUAUUUAUAAGU
This is a messenger RNA of Theileria parva strain Muguga, 2874 nucleotides long. RefSeq names its product radical SAM enzyme/protein acetyltransferase ELP3 family protein. The record is from RefSeq and is a predicted model, not a curated record. The coding region runs from base 130 to 2736 and encodes 868 amino acids. Gene Ontology annotation, biological process: tRNA wobble base 5-methoxycarbonylmethyl-2-thiouridinylation. The transcript has 3 exons. Lineage: Eukaryota; Apicomplexa; Aconoidasida; Piroplasmida; Theileriidae. Gene Ontology annotation, molecular function: catalytic activity; iron-sulfur cluster binding. Gene Ontology annotation, cellular component: elongator holoenzyme complex; nucleus; cytoplasm.